UGAGGGCACUGCAGCGUGGAUCCACCAUCUGAGAGUUCACCUGAAAUCGUGUGAGCUGGUUAUCACAAAUAUCCACAGAAAAGACUCACAGAACAGAUCUCCAGAUCUCCAGUGAAGCGUGCUACAGUGAAGUCAUGGCUGAACCUGAGCUCCGUCUUCUGUUGGUGGGGAAAACUGGUGUAGGAACGAGUUCAGCUGGAAACACCAUUUUAGGCAGAACCAUGUUUCCCUCAGCCACUGGCUUCUCCUCUCAAACUCAGAACAUCCAGAAACAAAGUGCUGUUGUAGAAAACCGGACAGUGACAGUGAUGGACAGUCCAAAUUUUUAUCACUCAGCACUUUCUGCGAGAGAUUUGAGGGUAGAAAUGGAGAGAGGUGUGAAAAGCUGUUCUCCUGGACUCCAUGUCCUCCUCCUCACUCUCACUCCACACACUUUCACUGAGCAAGAAGAAGAUAUUGUAACAUUGUUUAAGCAGAUGUUCGGGGAAGAAGCCCUGAGAUACACCAUGAUUCUCUUUACUCAUGGAGAUAAUCUCCAUGGUUCCACAGUUGAGGAACUGAUUAGAAACAACAUGAGACUCUCAAACCUAGUAGAACAAUGUGGAGGGAGAUACCAUGUGCUCAAUAAUAAAGACCCAGCUAACAGGGGUCAGGUUACUGAGCUGCUACAGAAGAUAGAUGUGAUGGUAGCUGAUAAUGGGAACCAGUAUUAUACACCACUACUGUUCCGCUCUGCCCAUUCCAUCACAGCAUACUGUAAAAGAGUAUUACUGACUGUUCUGCAGAAACCACAGUACCUGUGUGUUAUCUUUAUAAUUGUAAUAGCAAUGGGGGGGAUUAACAUGCAGAACAAGAGGUCUGUAGAUGUUGUGACUUUUCUUCGUGGCAGUCUGACUGGAUUAUCAGCAGCAGCAGGAGGAGCUCUCUUAGGGAAAGUGUGGCUACCGACAUGGGUAAAAUCAGCAAGACAGCGUCAGAAGGGAGUAAAACUGCUGGGGGGACUUUGUGCUUUUACUGCAGGUGUGACCAUAAGCUAUUUGAUUGGUCCAGGGGGAUUUCCUUUAACAGGAUUAGCUGGGUUAGCUGCAGUUGCUGGGGCUAAUGUCCUAAAAGAAUGA
This is a messenger RNA of Astyanax mexicanus (Mexican tetra), 1118 nucleotides long. Its product is annotated as GTPase IMAP family member 9-like. The coding region runs from base 135 to 1118 and encodes 327 amino acids. The transcript has 2 exons. The record is from RefSeq and is a predicted model, not a curated record. NCBI's taxonomy places the organism in Eukaryota, Metazoa, Chordata, Actinopteri, Characiformes, Acestrorhamphidae. Gene Ontology annotation, molecular function: GTP binding.